Messenger RNA from Solanum tuberosum (potato), 1479 nucleotides. Its product is annotated as probable indole-3-pyruvate monooxygenase YUCCA4. Bases 110 to 1342 code for a protein of 410 amino acids. The transcript is spliced from 4 exons. Gene Ontology annotation, biological process: auxin biosynthetic process. Lineage: Eukaryota; Viridiplantae; Streptophyta; Magnoliopsida; Solanales; Solanaceae. Gene Ontology annotation, molecular function: N,N-dimethylaniline monooxygenase activity; NADP binding; flavin adenine dinucleotide binding. The record is from RefSeq and is a predicted model, not a curated record.
AAGUAAGAAACAGAACCAAAAAACAGAGCAACUCUCAGUGUGAGAAACUUUUACACUCUUUUCAAAAGUGUAAAGUGGGAAAACAAGAAAAAAAAGUUUAGGCUUUUAAAUGGGUUCUUGUAAAGAAGAAGAACCAAAAUGGUUGUGGGUUAAUGGACCUAUUAUAGUAGGUGCAGGUCCUUCUGGUUUAGCAGUUUCAGCUUGUCUUAAAGAAAAUGGAGUCCCUUCACUCAUUCUUGAGAGAAGUGAUUGUAUUGCUUCUUUAUGGCAACAAAAGACUUAUGAUCGCUUAAAACUUCAUCUUCCUAAACAAUUCUGUCAACUCCCAUUGUUUGAUUUCCCUGAAAAUUUCCCAAAAUACCCCACAAAACACCAGUUCAUUUCUUACCUUGAAUCUUAUGCUAAACACUUUUCUAUCACCCCCAAGUUCAAACAAAGUGUUAAAAAUGCAGAAUUUGAUGAAGUUUGUGGGUUUUGGAAAGUACAAACUCAAGAUUUUCAGUAUUUGUCGAAAUGGUUGAUUGUUGCAACAGGGGAAAAUGCAGAGGCAGUUAUUCCAGAAAUUUCAGGGAUUGAUAAGUUUAAAGGAAGAUUAAUGCAUACAAGUGUUUAUAAAUCUGGUACUGAGUUUAUUAAUCAAAGGGUUUUGGUAAUUGGUUGUGGAAAUUCUGGUAUGGAAGUUAGCCUAGACCUUUGUAGACAUAAUGCCAUUCCUCACAUGGUGGUCAGAAAUUCUGUGCAUAUUUUACCUAGGGAAAUGUUAGGAAUAUCAACAUUUUCAAUAGCUAUGGCACUUCUAAAAUGGAUGCCUUUAAGAAUAGUUGACAAGUUCCUAUUACUAGUUGCUAACUUAACCUUAGGUAGCACUGAUAAAUUAGGUCUCCGGCGACCAAAAACCGGUCCUAUUGAACUUAAAAAUGCCACCGGAAAAACUCCGGUACUCGACGUUGGAGCAUUAUCACAAAUAAAAACCGGAAAAAUUCAGAUAAUGCCAGGUGUGAAGGAAAUUACUAAAAUAGGUGCAAGAUUUUUAGAUGGCAAAGAAGGAGAAUUUGAUUCAAUAAUCUUAGCAACAGGAUACAAAAGCAAUGUGCCUUCUUGGUUUAAGGGAAGUGAUUUCUUCACAGAGCAAGGGAUGCCAAAAACACCAUUUCCAAAUGGUUGGAAAGGGGAGAAUGGAUUAUAUACAGUGGGAUUUACAAGAAGAGGAAUUUUAGGGACUGCAAAUGAUGCAAAAAACAUUGCCAGGGACAUAAGUGAACAAUGGAGAGAAUUCAAGGGCUUCUGUAAAAACUUUUGUACUACAAGAAAUCUAUCAGAUAGCCAAGGCAUAUGUUUUUAGCCUUUUUAGUUUUAGAGUUAGAUGUUAGUUAAAUUUUCCAAAAAGGGUCUUUAAGUUUUGGAAAAAGUAGUUAGGGGCUCAUAAAAUGUAAUUUUAGUUGUUCAAUAUUUUCAACAAGAGUAAAGUUCAUCCUUCUA